Messenger RNA from Pelecanus crispus (Dalmatian pelican), 1636 nucleotides. NCBI's taxonomy places the organism in Eukaryota, Metazoa, Chordata, Aves, Pelecaniformes, Pelecanidae. The record is from RefSeq and is a predicted model, not a curated record.
AGGUCAUUGUGAUUACAAGGAAGGAAAUCCAAAAGAUGUUAAACUUGGACACAAAAAUGAAGCUGGAUUUUGUGUGCAUCAGUGACAACAUGGACAUGGGUACAGCAGAUUCACUGAGGCAUAUUCACCAGAAAAUUAAGACUGAUGUCUUGGUGUUGAGCUGCGAUCUGAUCACAGAUGUUGAUUUAUAUAAAGUUGUGGAUCUCUUUCGGACACAUGAUGCUACUCUCUCCAUGUUGAUGAAGAAAACUCAUGAACCCACAGAAGUGGUACCAGGACAGAAAGGGAAAAAAAAGCCAGUGGAGCAGCGCGACUUCAUUGGAGUGGAUGACACAGGAAAAAGAUUGCUCUUCAUGGCUAAUGAAGCUGACUUGGAUGAAGAACUUGUCAUUAAAAGAUCCAUCCUUCAGAAGCACCCCAGAAUGCACAUCAGAACAGGGCUGAUGGAUGCCCAUCUCUACUGUCUGAAGAAAUACGUGGUAGACUUCCUUGUAGAAAACGGGUCAAUCACAUCUCUCCGGAGUGAACUGAUUCCACAUCUGGUUAGGAAACAGUUCUCUUCUCCUACCUCAUUGGAGCAAGGACUAGACAACAAAGAUGAUGACCAAAAGAAAAAAGAACAAGCAUCCCUAGACAUUUAUAGCUUCAUAAAGGAAGAUAAUAGCUUGCUGAAACCUGCUUCAGAUAACUCUUGUUGGAAUGAUCAUAGAGGAGAUAUGAACGAAUCUCUCCAUGAAGGAAAAGUGCGCUGCUAUGUCCAUAUAAUGAAAGAGGGACUGUGCUACCGAGUGAAUACUCUUGGGUUGUAUAUUGAAGCUAACCGACAGGUUCCCAAGCUAUUGCUUCAUCUGGGUCUGGAAGAGCCACUGGUUCAUGGGUCUGCACAGAUCACUGACAGAGGCAUGGUUGGAUCGGACAGCAUCAUUGGGUCAUCCACACAAGUCGGGGAGAAGACAUCCAUUAAACACUCCAUCAUUGGCAGCAUGUGUACCAUAAAAGACAAAGUUAAGAUAACAAACUGCAUCAUCAUGAAUUCUGUUACAAUUGAGGAAGGGUGCUGUCUUCAGGGCAGUGUUGUCUGUCAUAAUGCCGUGAUAGAGAAGGGUGCAGACAUCAAAGACUGUUUGAUUGGAAGCGAUCAGAGGCUGGAAACCAAAGGUAAGUAGAGGAGCUGUGUUUACAGUGCAUUUGUAAUAAUUUUCAAAAUUUCUUCUUCGAGAUUUUACUCCUGCUUCGUCAUGAAGUGCCAGUAAACAGUGGCAGUUCUGCAGUGUGGUGUCCUAUAAUAUUAAGAUUUGUUUUUCAUGGAAAGUACAGCUUCUUGGCAUAAGAAUAGCCCAGGGACUUGCUCCUCUGAAGUUGGCAGAAAAGCUCUGUUGUUGUUGUUGUUACAAAGAACAAGAUUGGGUGCUGAGACAGUCUUUUCCCAGAGACCACAAUUAGAUCAGCCUGAAGUUGUCCUCAGCAGAAGGAGCUGUUAUUUUGACUAGUAAUCUUCGUCACUGUCAGGGGCGAUGCAGUGAAGUUACUGAUCACACAGACAUCCUUCUCUUUGUAGAUGCUACCGACCCACGGUGCUCCCACCCACCUUUCUCCGAGCAAAAGCUCGAGGUGGAAUAUCAUACUAGGAGCUGCU